UUUGUUGUGGCGAGUAGGAAAGGAGCGUGAAGAAAAAGAGGAAAAAAAAACCAAUGGCUGUGUCAUCUGAGGAUGCUGACUUCAAAUUGAAGGUUGACCAGGCCUGUCUAGCUGCAGAAGAAUUUUCUAAGCUGUACUAUGAGACAUUUGACAAGAAAAGACACCUGGUAAGUAAACUGUAUAUGGACACAGCUGUCCUAGUGUGGAAUGGUAACAGUAUCACAGGAAGCACCGAGAUCGUCAAAUUCUUUGAGAACCUUCCAUCAUCAGAGCAUGUCCCAGAAACAUUAGACUGUCAGCCAUUAAUAGAUCAGUUGACGCCUGGAAAGCUCACAAUCAUCGUCACGGUUUCAGGAUCGUCCAAGUACCAACAUAACAAAGCCACGACUUUCAUGCAGAACUUCACUUUAACUUCUGUCAAUAAUGUAUGGAAGAUUGUAUCCGACUCCAUACGCUUUCAGGAAUAACAUUUCAUGACAUCUGACAUUUCAUGAUAUCUGACAUUUCAUGAUAUCUAACUUUUCAUGACAUCUUACAUUUCGCUUUUUGUAUAGUCAUAAGUCAUAUGUACAGUCCUUUCAUAAUUCAUCUGCAUCAGUGUUAAGUGUAAAUUGUGUAAAAUUCAUAAAUAAACAAGAGAAAGAUGA
Molecule: messenger RNA, 647 nt
Organism: Liolophura sinensis
Lineage: Eukaryota; Metazoa; Mollusca; Polyplacophora; Chitonida; Chitonidae
Product: NTF2-related export protein 1-like
Exons: 4
Coding region: 54-467 (137 amino acids)
Biological process (GO): nucleocytoplasmic transport
Source: RefSeq, a predicted model, not a curated record